AUUUAGCACUAUAAAUAGGACCUUUAUUAUCUCAUACUUUCUUUAAGUACAUCUCAAUUGAUAUCUACUAUACUCUUCCUUAUUAGCCAGCCCUAGCUAGGAAACUAAAGAGAAAUUGAUAAGUCAUCAUGUCUGACCAUCAUAACAAAGCUGCUCGGUGGUCCACUGGCCUCUUCGACUGCUUCUCCGAUUGCAAAAGCUGCUGCAUAACUUGUUGGUGCCCUUGUGUGACUUUUGGCCGAGUUGCAGAGAUCGUAGACAAAGGAUCCACAUCAUGUGGAGCAAGUGGAGCUCUGUACACACUGAUAACGAUUCUGACAGGAUUUGGUUGCUUAUAUUCGUGCUGCUAUAGAUCAAAGAUGAGAGCCCAACUGGGUUUCAAGGGCAACUCUUGUACAGAUUGCUUGGUCCAUAGCUUUUGUGAAGGCUGUGCCUUGUGCCAAAUGUACCGUGAGCUCCAGAACCGCGGUUACAACAUGGAACUUGGAUGGCAAGGAAAUGUGGAGGAGAAAAAUCGUGGGAUGGGAAUGGGACCUAUUGCUCCAACUGUGGAAGGAGGCAUGACUCGUUAAAUAUAUUUAUAUAUAUAUAUAAUUAUUAGCUUCUUCUAUGUUUAAUAAUGGGUGAAAAUAUAUAUCUUUUUGUUUUAUCACUUUUGCAAAAUGGUAUUAUUUCUUUUUAAUUGUUUUAACAAAAUGGUUGUAAUGUGGAGAAUUUCCACUAGAGUGUUGAGUGUAUUUAGAAGGCAUGUUGUAAAUGAGAUUAUUGUGUAAAGUAACUAUAAGAAUAAUGUUAUUUUGUCAAAUAACACCCCAUAUCAAUUAUGUAUUUAAAUAAUUGAUAUAGUAUGUACUGUGUUUGUAUUAUCACCAUGUAUGUUGAAAUAAUAUUGGAAUAAUUUCUCAGCUA
Messenger RNA from Humulus lupulus (European hop), 909 nucleotides. Its product is annotated as protein PLANT CADMIUM RESISTANCE 2-like. NCBI's taxonomy places the organism in Eukaryota, Viridiplantae, Streptophyta, Magnoliopsida, Rosales, Cannabaceae. Bases 129 to 572 code for a protein of 147 amino acids. The record is from RefSeq and is a predicted model, not a curated record. The transcript is spliced from 4 exons.